UCCCCUUUGUUCACACUCCCGGACCGCUCUCUCUCCUCUCUCGGCGGCGCACCGACCGCAGCUCCCGGCCGCCGCUCUCAGCCCGCGGGCCGGGGCCGGGGCCGCCGACACCGGGGGUGGGGACGGGGGGCCGGGACGGGACGGUCCGGGACAAGCGAUGGGCAUCAGCCGCCUGUCGGAGCUGAUCCGGGAGCGGGCGGCCGAGGCGGUCACCAGCAAAACCAUCCACGCGUAUGAGGGCCGGGUGAUGGCGCUGGACGCGGCGGUGGUGAUGAACCAGUUCGCAUGGCUCGGCCACGACCGGCGCUACCUGCACCACCUCAGCCAGAUUGUGGGGGUGUUUUACCGAACAGCCAGCCUGCUGGAGAAGGGGAUUAAACCCGUCUUCGUCUUCGACGGCCCCGCUCCCAGGAUGAAGUCCCGGGUGCUGCGCAAGAGGCACGGAUGGAGACCGGUCCCGCAGAGUGAGGAACACGCGUGUGGACCGGUCCCGCAGAGUGAGGAACACGCAUGUGGACCAGUCCCACAGAGUGAGGAACAUGCAUGUACACAGGUCCCAGAGAGGCAGGAACAUGUAUGUAGACCUGUCCUGGACAGUGAGGAACACGCGUGGAGACCGGUCCCGGAGAGCGAGGGACACGCGUGUGGACCGAUCCCUGACAGCCAGGAGCUGAGAUGUAAAGGGAUGGAGGAGGCGUCUCCCGAGGACUGGGGAGCCGAGGAUGGUGCCUCACUGGAGGAGGGGAUCAGCAAACGCCCCAGGGGAAGAGAGCAGAGCCGAGGGCAGUCGAAGGAUCAAAACCCAACAGCAGGUCAGACAGAACGUGUGGAGAGGACCGGCCGCAGGGACUGUCAGCGUCUGCUCACGCUCCUGGGGGUCCCGUUCAUUGAGGCCCCCGGAGAGGCAGAGGCCACGUGUGCGGCCCUGGUGAAGGCGGGAAAGGUGCACUGCACGGCCACCGAGGACAUGGACGCACUUCCCUUCGGAUGCACCCGGCUCGUCCGCAACGUUAGCGCCAGGAGGGACGCGAGGGUGGAGGAGUUCUCGCUGCCUGACAUCCUGAAAGCCCUGAAGCUGACGCAGGAACAGUUCGUGGACCUCUGCAUCCUGAUGGGUUGUGACUACUGUGAGAAGAUCAAGGGGGUGGGGGUGAAGCGAGUGCUGCCCCUCAUCCAGGCGCACAAAACCAUCGAGGGCGUCGUGCAGAACCUCGACCGGCUGAAGUUCCCGGCUCCGGACGACUGGCCGUUCCAGGAGGCGAGGAGCCUGUUCCUGCAGCCGGAGGUGGUGGACCCUCAGGAGGUGGUGCUGGAGUGGGGGGAGCCCGACGAGGAGGGGCUGGUGCAACUGCUAGUGCACGAGAAGAAGGCCAAGGAGAAGCGGGUGCGGAGCCGGAUCCGGAGCCUGCGGGAGUCGCUGCGGGACGUGGAACGCCGGAGCCGGAUGUUCACCAGCGAGCAACAGCGGCGGCUUGAUGACUUCUACUGCCGGGUGAAGGGGCUCCGGUACCGCCGGCAGGGAGACCAGCCCCACUUCCAGCUCUCCAAGAAGAAACGUCGUACUGCCCACCGAAAUCUCUCCCGACUCCCCCUUCGCCGCCGGCUCGCUGCCCCUCCCCGAGACCCCCUCCCUGGGACCCGUUCACCUGCCCCCUCCCUCCCCUCCUCCGGAGCCACAGAACCUUACGGAGCCCCUGCCACUGGCCUAACCCCUGCAGUUGGGCCCCUCCCUCGGGCCCCUCCCUCCCUCCCUCCACCCCCACCGUCCCCUGGGGCGUUGGCCAUGGGUGGGGGAUACCCCAGGCCUGAGGUUGGUCCCUCACUGGGCUGGGAUCUCGUGCUGCCUGUCCCAGUCGAAUAGCCCGCU
Pristis pectinata (smalltooth sawfish) is the source of this 1867-nucleotide messenger RNA. Its product is annotated as probable flap endonuclease 1 homolog. The record is from RefSeq and is a predicted model, not a curated record. Gene Ontology annotation, molecular function: magnesium ion binding; RNA-DNA hybrid ribonuclease activity; 5'-3' exonuclease activity. NCBI's taxonomy places the organism in Eukaryota, Metazoa, Chordata, Chondrichthyes, Rhinopristiformes, Pristidae. Gene Ontology annotation, cellular component: nucleus.